This is a messenger RNA of Paramecium octaurelia, 668 nucleotides long. The record is from the annotation of a GenBank genome assembly. Lineage: Eukaryota; Ciliophora; Oligohymenophorea; Peniculida; Parameciidae.
AUGUAAUAACAUUGUAAUUUGAUUCUCAACGAUCGAGGAGCUUUAUGGUUAGGAGACUAUGAAUCUGCACUCAACUUAGUAUUAAAAAUAUUUAUCGUUAAGGAGUUCCUUAAAAGUAAAGGGAUAAGGACAGUCAUAACAGUGGCUGCAGGAUUGAACUUAAAAUUUGAAGGGAUAGUUCAUCACAAAAUAGAAAUAUUGGAUAUUGAAUUAACCAACAUAUCGUAAUACUUUCAAAUUGCCAAUGAUUGGAUAGAAAGAGGAUUUAACAUAGGUGGUGUCUUAGGUAGCAUCAAUUUAUUAUAAGAAGCGAAGUUCAUUGCAUGGCAGGUGUUUCCCGCUCUGCAGCCAUAGUAAUUGCCUAUUUAAUAGAGAAGAAGAAGAUGACUUAUUAUUAGGCCUUGAAUUUUGUUAAAUCUAAACGACCUCAAAUUAAUCCUAACAAAGGAUUUACCAAUUAAUUAAUGUCCUACGCUACCAGAACAUCCUAGCCUCCAAUCCCAAAAUCGUCAAGAGCCAAUCAUUUUCAACAGACAUAUGAUUAGUUUGAAAGCAAUUAUUAUGCCCCAGUUAAUCGUAAAAAUUCGGCUGGGCUUAUUUAAUAAAAUACAAAUUUCUAUAAAUCUAUCACUAAGUCAAUGUCAUAAAGUAAAAGUAAAAAUAAAUGA